AUGAGUAUGUUGCAGUCAUAUAUGGAUUAUGCUGUUGCAGGAUCCCAUUUUAUCAAACGGGGCCCCUUUUUCACUCUUUGGUUUUGCAUUUGCACUGCGCCGAUCGAAUUCUCUCGUUCGCAAGAUCGAUCGAUCGACCUCGCUUUCUCAUCUCACCGAUCGACCUCACAAGGGGAUGGUUUGAGAGGAAUUUAGAUCCAAGUGACCCCAACAACAACAACAACAACAGAGAUUGAGUUGCUUAAGUGAAUUCAAGCGGUAGCGGUUUAUGACAAAGCGGUCGGUUGACUAGCUUAGCUAGCUAUUUAAUUUCAAUUUCAUUUCAUCAGUCUAUUAUCAAUUUAUCAGCAGCAUCGAGAUCGAGAGAGAGAGCGCGCUCUGAGUCCCCCGAAUCGCCAACAAACAGGCAGUGAAAAAGCAGUCCUCCGAUCUCCGGAACCCUCCCACUCUCCGUCCUAGCACAGAUGACCAGAGAGCCAUUUGUAAUUAUACAAGUAUAAGUAUCAGCCGCAGAUCCCUGGGAGAAAAAAAAAAUGUUGACGACCAAAGCAGCAGUAGCAACAGGUGCCUCUCCAAGCCUUCCAAAAUCCGGAGCCAUUUCAAAAGGCUACAACUUCGCUUCUACUUGGGAACAGAAUGCUCCGCUGACAGAGCAGCAACAAGCAGCAAUAGUAGCACUUUCUCAUGCAUUUGCCGAGCAACCUUAUCCUGUCAAAUUGUCCCAGGAGCGUGUACAUGGACAAGAUAAUGGUUUGUCCAUUUCAACUAAGCACUGCACUGUGGAAGAAUCGGGGGCUAUUGAAGCAGUUUUGGUCAAUACGAAUCAGUUUUACAAAUGGUUUACAGAUCUUGAAGCAGCCAUGAAAUCAGAGACCGAAGAGAAGUAUCAACACUACUUAACCAGUUUGACCGAACGCAUACAGACAUGUGACGGUAUACUCCAUCAGGUGGAUGAAACCCUGGAUUUGUUUAAUGAACUACAGCUGCAGCAUCAAGCAGUGGCAACAAAGACCAGAACUCUUCAUGAUGCAUGUGAUCGACUGCUAAUAGAGAAGCAAAGACUCAUUGAAUUUGCAGAAGCACUUCGUAGUAAGCUCAAGUACUUUGAUGAAUUGGAAAACGUUGCUACCAAUUUUUAUUCUCCAAACAUGAAUGUUGCAAAUGGAAAUUUUCUCCCACUGCUCAAAAGACUUGAUGAGUGCAUAUCGUACGUUGAAAGCAAUCCACAGUAUGCAGAAUCCAGUGUAUACUUGGUCAAAUUUCGACAACUCCAGUCUCGGGCACUAGGGAUGAUUCGUUCUCAUGUACUGUCUGUUCUCAAAAAUACUUCUUCUCAGGUCCAGGCAGCAAUCCGAAGCAGUAGUGGCAGCAAAACAGCUGUUUCAGAGGGUGUAGAAGCAUCUGUCAUAUAUGUCCGUUUUAAAGCAGCAGCAAGUGAGCUUAAGCCAGUGUUAGAGGAAAUUGAAAGCAGAUCACCCAGGAAGGAAUAUGCCCAAAUUCUUGCAGAAUGCCACAAACUAUACUGUGAACAGCGGCUCUCCUUGGUUAAAGGCAUAGUGCAUCAGCGGAUAUCUGAGUUUGCCAAGAAGGAAAAGUUGCCGUCAUUGACUAGAUCUGGAUGUGCAUACCUAAUGCAGGUAUGUCAGCUUGAGCAUCAACUCUUUGAUCAUUUUUUCCCUUCGUCUUCAGAAGAUAUUUCAAGUUUGGCUCCUUUGAUAGAUCCCCUGUGUACAUACUUGUACGAUACAUUACGCCCAAAACUUAUUCAUGAAGCAAAUCUUGAUAUUCUUUGUGAACUUGUUGAUAUUCUUAAAGUUGAAGUCCUUGGAGAACAACUCAGUAGACGAAGUGAAUCACUUGCUGGAUUACGUCCUACAUUAGACAGAAUUUUAGCCGAUGUUCACGAGCGAUUAACUUUUCGGGCUCGAACCCAUAUUCGUGAUGAAAUUGCAAAUUACAUUCCUUUCGAUGAAGAUUUGGAUUACCCUGCAAAGCUGGAACGAUCUCCUGAGAUGAUAUCAGAAACUACUUCUGCUGAUGAAAACUCAGAUGUUUUCGAGACAUGGUACCCACCCCUGGAGAAAACUCUAUCUUGUUUAUCGAAAUUGUAUCGCUGUUUAGAGCCAACAGUUUUCACGGGUUUGGCACAGGAAGCUGUUGAAGUUUGUUCCGAUUCCAUCCAAAAAGCAAGCAGACUGAUUGCAAAAAAGGCAUCACCAAUGGAUGGGCAACUUUUCCUUAUAAAGCAUCUCCUCAUCUUAAGGGAGCAGAUUGCACCAUUUGAUAUAGAAUUUUCAGUCACGCAUAAGGAACUUGAUUUCUCACAUUUACUGGAUCAUCUGAGACGGAUUCUUAGAGGUCAGGCAUCACUGUUUGAUUGGUCAAGAUCAACUUCCUUGGCGAGGACCCUGUCUCCCCGAGUUUUGGAAAGUCAAAUAGAUGCCAAGAAGGAACUGGAGAAAAGUCUUAAAGCAACAUGUGAAGAGUUCAUUAUGUCAGUCACAAAGCUUGUUGUGGAUCCUAUGCUUUCCUUUGUUACCAAGGUGACAGCUGUGAAAGUUGCAUUGUCUUCGGGAAGUCCAAAUCAAAAACUAGAGUCAGCUUUGGCAAAACCACUCAAGGAUCAAGCUUUUGCUACACCUGAUAAGGUUGCUGAACUUGUUCAGAAGGUUAGUGUUUCUAUAAAGGAAGAGUUACCAAGAGUGAUGGCAAAAAUGAAGCUUUAUUUGCAAAACCAAUCAACACGUACAAUACUUUUCAAGCCUAUAAAGACUAACAUUGUUGAAGCCCAUAUUCAAGUACAAUCCCUCCUAAAAUCAGAGUACUCCCCUGAAGAGAUGCAAGGAAUUAUCAAUAUGGUUUCCAUACAACAUCUGCAAAUGCAACUUGACAACCUCCUGUAGGAUAUGCUUCUAGUUCUAGCCCCUUGUAACUCGGUGUGGGUCAUUUUCUGUCUUAAUGCCAUUCAUCACACACACACACACAUAUAUAUAUAUAUAUAUAUAUUUUUUUUUAAAAAAAAAAAAAAAGCAGUUUGAUUUCCCAGAAAGGGAAAAGAGGUAGAAAAAGGUGCAAAGAUUGGAUCAUUUAUUUGAGUUGUCUUUGAGCUGUUGUUUUAUUUACUAAAGGUCAUGUAAACUAAUUUGAUUUAAAAAAAGAAAAGAAAAAAAGGGUUCAUAUCUACUUGUA
Messenger RNA from Camellia sinensis, 3189 nucleotides. Lineage: Eukaryota; Viridiplantae; Streptophyta; Magnoliopsida; Ericales; Theaceae. The record is from RefSeq and is a predicted model, not a curated record.